Ochlerotatus camptorhynchus is the source of this 3692-nucleotide messenger RNA. RefSeq names its product sarcomere length short (gene sals). The record is from RefSeq and is a predicted model, not a curated record. Gene Ontology annotation, molecular function: actin binding. The transcript is spliced from 9 exons. Bases 756 to 3278 code for a protein of 840 amino acids. NCBI's taxonomy places the organism in Eukaryota, Metazoa, Arthropoda, Insecta, Diptera, Culicidae.
AAUACCAACGCAACCGGCUGGGAUUGAACCUAGAAGCAGUCACGGUUACCUCUCAAUUGAUCUGGUCAAUUUUUAAAUGCACGGAAUUUUCCCGGUUUGUUGGUGAUAAUAAAAUCCCUUUUCCGGUUUUGUUGGUACAGUUACGGACAUGAUUGCGAAAAUUAGGUCGAUAAUAAGACAAAAUUGUCUAGAAGAAAUUCAAAAUUUGAAUUGUCGCAUGUCACCAAAAUCCGCGCUUUCCUCAACUAGACGUGGGGAGAUGUCUGUAGAAAAGUGGACAUCAUUUGACGGAAGAUAUUUUCAGAUUAUUGACUCAUAGACAAAAUUUAUGUGUAUCAAACAAAGGUAGCUAGCUUGACAAUUUUAUGAACGAAGACCAACGAAAAGCGUUGCUUUAUAGAUCGCUCUGGUUUAGCGCUGUAUAGGUGACAUGGGAACAGAACCGGGAGUAGUACACAGGUGGCCAGCGAGUGGCCCUUCGGUCAACGAUGAUGGGUGGGCGGCGAAUGUUUUCAUCGCAUUCGCAGUUGCGGAUAGUGUAUUUUUUUUUAUUUUGAUACUAGGCCUGAUAUUUAUAGACAGUACGCGAUUCAGUCGACUCAAAUAUAUUUCAUUACGAAUGGUUUGAGUCAGCAGCAUCGCGGUGACUCGCAAUUGUUGACCGCAUCAGCAAAUGGUGAAUCAGAAGCUUGAGUGAAUCAAAUAGAGAUUGUCAUCUAGUGAGAAAUUAGGGAAUAGUAGUUGUAACCCAUACCAUGCCAGUGAAUGGAAGCAAUCGACCACCUUGGCUAAAGGAUAGACUUGAGACAGUGAAUAAAAACGUUCCACCUGCGUGGGCACGGAAAAAUUCGACGACAACCGAUCCCAGUACGGAUUCUACAGAUUCCAAAACUUCGACCAAAGGUGAAAAGUGUGAAAGCAAAACGGCUCCAAUUGUAAAGAAACCAACAACUGCUGCUCCAGCAGCUGCAGCAGUUAAGGAAAAUGGUGAACCACCCAAAACCACCGCCAAGCUUCAAUCCAGAGAGAUCAAGGUUCCAGUCGUGGUUCAACACAAGAAACCUGUUCAACCACCUCUCACCAAACCAGGACCAAUGAUCAAAAACACCACUCCACAAAUGACGGUGCUUCGGGAACCCGCCAAACCGAAACCCAAACCCAAAGAACCUUCUCCGGAAUCCGAAUCCGAAGAGGAAGAGGAAGAAGAAGAAGAGGAAGAGGAAGAAGAGGAGGAGGAAGAGGAAGGCAGCACCGAGUAUGAAACGGAAACGGAAUCUGAAGAAGACUCCCUACCGCCACCGCCAGUUAAAAAGCCGGAACCAAAACGGGAACCAUCUCCGUCGAAACCCAAAAUUCCCAUCCAGUUGAAAAAAAUCUCCAAAAGCCCGGAGAAAACCGACACCGACAGCAAAUCUUCCAAAUCGGAGAAAUCUUCCUCCCCGGAACCGAAGACCUUCAUCAAACCUCCACUGAAGAAAGUGAUCCGACCCCCACAAGAUGAACGCAAGGAACGAUCCGCCUCACCGGAACCUAAAGGUUUCCGCGUGCAGCUACGUAAGGUGCCCUCAAACCUGAAGGCACCGCGCUUGAAGGAGAAGCUACCGGAAGUUCAGCUGAAGCGCGUGGAAAAGCCACUGCUCGAGGAAAUACCCAAGAAGGAGGAAGCCUAUCCGCACAAACCGUCUAUGCUCAAGUCGGAGAGCAGUAAACGAAUUCCACCACCUCCACCGAUGCCCAAAUCAAACAUCCCACCACCACCUCCACCACCGCCGAAGCUGGGACCCCCACCGGAAUUUAAAAAAGAUGAAAUCUCCUAUAAACAUAAAGAGGUGAUCGAAAAGCUGAAAAAACGACCGCGUAGGCGACCGGACUGGUCCGACAUGAUGAAGGAGGUGGAACAGGGUAAAAAGCUGCGUCACGUUGAAUGCAAUGAUAGAUCGAAGCCGAUCGUGCACUGCAAGUCCAUCACAAAGGUCAAGGAUCAAUUUAUUUUUGAAACUGAAAAAGCUACGGUUCACAAUGUGCUCCUCAAAGAAAUCCAAAGCGGCGUUAGACUGAAACCGACCAAAUGUAAUGACCGCAGUAAGCCUAUUUUACAAGGAUUACGCAAAUUCCGCCGGCAGAUGACUCUGGAAGAGCAGCUGGCAAAAUCCGAAUCUAGAGCUAACUUGGAAGCGCCGCCACCGGACGAGGAAGAAGUCGAUGAAAUGGACGACAUCGAUAAGGUUCGUGACGAUCUGCAGAGUACAAAGCAGCUGCUGGCCAUGGAAUUGCGCAACAACGAAGCACUAGAGCGCGAGAACAAACGGCUAUUGCAGCGGGUACAAAACCUGGAGGGUGAACUGUCCCGAGAGCGAUGGAAUCCGAUGAGCGGAGAAGAGAAGAGCUCGAUUUCCGGACCGGAUGCCGAAUUGAUCCAGUCGCUGAAGAAGGAAGCUGUCGAAGGACAAAAGCAGUCCAAGCAGCUCGAGGAAAAAUAUCAAACCGUGGCCAAGGAGCUAGAUGUAGCCAGUAAGCAAAACGAAGAGCAGAAGAGGAAAAUUGCAGAACUGGAGAAGAAGCUGCAGUGCUUAACGGAUGAUGACUUCUAUUUGAAGGAACAUCAGGGCAUCACGGACAACGUUCCGCGUCGCACCAGCGAGGCUGCUAAUCAGAAGGAAAGCUCACCGGAACUGGCACCCGAUGAGGAGGAAGAGGAAGAAGAGGAAGAGGAUGAGGAAAAGAAGGCCGAAAAGAUAGCCAAACGGUUGAACCGGGAGGUCAACAUGCUGGCGGCUCGACUGAUUCGACUGAAAGAAAAGGAAGAGGAGAAACAUGCCGAGCGGCACGCCUUGAAAUAUACCAUGAAGACUAACCAGUAUGCGCUGAAAAACGAGCUGAAGAAAUACAAAAAACUGCAGAAGGAAGUCGAAAAGAUGGCUGCAAUGAUGAAAAUGGAAGACGAGGACGAGGACGGAGAGGAGCCCAAGGAACCACCACCGGAGGAACCUGAAGAAGAGGAGGAGGAAGAGGAAUCCGAGGAGGAAAGCGAAUCGGAAUCAGAAUCAGAAAGUGAUAAUGAAAGCGUGAAUGAAGCAGAGGACGCCCCAGACGAGAAGAAGAAAAUUAACCUAGAGCCACGGGUAAAACGACACGAGAAUCGAUUAGCGUCGCUGAAGAAGGGCAACUACUUCCUGCAAGCGAACGUUGAUCGAAUCAAAGAUGAAAUCAACAAAACGCGGGAAACGUGCUGUACCCUGCAGGCAGAUUUGGACUCAGUUAUAGCCGACCUAGGAUAGAUAUCUACAUUUUAGCCCAAAUUAAAAAUCAUUGCAUACAGUUUUCUAUAAAUCUAAAGAAACGAUGUUGAACUUAAUUGAGCGUAUCAAAACAUAUUGCUGUAUUUACCGUACACACCAUUAUUCAAGUGCAAUUUUUACCAUUCUAGUUACACGUAAGUCCCACACAGCGGAAACUUUUCAUAUUAAAACACCUAAAGCAUAUUUUUCAUCCUUCAUCUCUACAAGCAACGACAUUGAACCAUUUUUUUUACAGAAAACAGAUCACAAAAAAAAACUGAAGAAAAAUAUGUCCGGCCACGGGAAAAGGCGGAGCCGGUCUUUGGCACACGCAAGAGUAUUUAUUUUAUCUGUAUUUUUGCAAUUGGAAAUGAAUAAAAUACAACAUACCUGAAUUGAACUCAGUUUAAUCUA